Molecule: messenger RNA, 1722 nt
Organism: Torulaspora delbrueckii
Lineage: Eukaryota; Fungi; Ascomycota; Saccharomycetes; Saccharomycetales; Saccharomycetaceae
Gene: ASN2
Product: asparagine synthase (glutamine-hydrolyzing) 2
Exons: 1
Coding region: 1-1722 (573 amino acids)
Cellular component (GO): cytosol
Molecular function (GO): asparagine synthase (glutamine-hydrolyzing) activity
Source: RefSeq, a predicted model, not a curated record
AUGUGUGGUAUCUUUGCUGCUCAUAAGCACGAGGAUGUGCAGGCUUACAAGCAAAAGGCUCUACAGCUUUCCAAGAGAAUUAGACAUCGUGGUCCAGAUUGGUCUGGUAACGUUCUUAGAAACAACACCUUGUUAGUUCAUGAAAGAUUGGCUAUCGUUGGGUUGGAUUCUGGGGCCCAGCCAAUUACUAGUCCAUGUGGUAACUACACUUUAUGUGUUAAUGGUGAAAUUUACAACCAUAUCAAGUUGAGAGAAGAGUUUUCCGAUUACAAAUUUAGCACUUUGAGUGAUUGUGAACCUAUCAUCCCAUUGUAUGAAAAAUACGAUAUUGAUACUCCAAAAUACUUAGAUGGUAUGUUUGCUUGGUGUUUGUACGAUGCCAAGCAGGACCGUAUUAUCGCUGCUAGAGAUCCUGUUGGUAUCACGACUCUCUACAUGGGUCGUAACUCUUUGUCUCCAAAGACCGUGUUCUUUGCAUCCGAAUUGAAAUGUUUGACCGAUGACUGUGACAACAUCGUCGCUUUCCCACCGGGCCACAUCUACGAUUCCAAGACUGACAAGAUCACCCGUUAUUUCACUCCAGACUGGUUGGACGAGACUCGUAUUCCAUCGAACCCAGUUGAUUACAAAGCUAUUAGACACUCCUUGGAGAAGGCAGUGAGAAAGAGACUAAUGGCUGAAGUCCCAUACGGUGUUCUAUUGUCCGGUGGCCUUGACUCCUCUUUGAUUGCAUCUAUCGCUGCUCGUGAAACCGAGAAGGCUAACGCAGAGAUCGACGCCCAGAAGUAUGACUCUGAGGACAAGCAUCUAGCAGGUAUUGAUGAUUCUGGUAACUUACACAGUGCAGGUUGGUCUCGUCUACAUUCUUUCGCCAUUGGUUUACCAGGUGCUCCAGAUCUAAAGGCUGCUUCUAAGGUGGCUAAGUUCAUUGGAUCUAUUCAUCACGAACACACUUUUACUUUACAAGAAGGUCUAGAUGCUCUAGACGACGUCAUCUGGCAUUUGGAAACCUACGAUGUCACUACCAUCAGAGCCUCUACACCAAUGUUCUUGUUGUCAAGAAAGAUCAAAGCUCAGGGUGUUAAGAUGGUCUUGUCUGGUGAAGGUUCCGAUGAAAUUUUUGGUGGCUAUUUGUACUUCGCACAGGCACCAAACGCUAACGAAUUCCAUACCGAAGCUGUUAAGCGUGUUAAGAACUUGCAUUUGGCAGAUUGUCUAAGGGCAAACAAAUCCACUAUGGCAUGGGGUCUAGAGGCUCGUGUCCCAUUCCUAGACAGGGAAUUCUUACAGCUGUGCAUGAACAUCGAUCCAAAGGAUAAGAUGAUUAACAAAGAAGAAGGCCGUAUGGAGAAGUACAUUCUAAGAAAGGCUUUCGAUACCACGGACGAACCUGACGUUAAGCCAUACCUACCAGAGGAAAUUCUAUGGAGACAGAAGGAACAAUUCUCCGACGGUGUUGGUUACUCGUGGAUCGAUGGUUUGAAGGAUACAGCUGAGAGAGUCAUCUCCGAUGACAUCUUUGCAGCUCCAAAAUCUGCCUGGGGUGACGAUGUACCAACGACUAAAGAAGCCUUCUGGUACAGACUGAAAUUCGAUGCUCUCUUCCCACAAAAGACCGCAGCAGAUACCGUCAUGAGAUGGGUUCCAAAGGCCGACUGGGGUUGCGCUGAAGAUCCAUCCGGCAGAUUCGCCCAGAUUCACGACCAACACGUGAAGAAUUAG